UAAAAGCCCUUCCUUUCCAUUCCAUUGCUUGUAUCCCUCCUCCGCCGCCUCCUUGCUCCUCCUCUUCUCGCUCUCUCUCUCUCUCUCGUUCUCCGCCUUGGAUCCGGUGUGAGGUUGUGAGAACGAGUGGGGACGCAUCGAUCGCCUACUGUUUUGCAUUUCAUUUAUCAUGGCGGAUCAAGUGAAUCACCCGUCAGUUGCCCAGAAGCUUGCUUGUCAGUUCCAGUUGAGCUCUGGUUUUUCCCAAGAUGUGCUGUCUCACAAUCAUAAUAUUUAUAGCCCUUCUCUGUAUACAAGGUGCUUCGCAAGUGGGAAAUAUGUAAACAGGGGACUGCAAACCUCCUUGAUACAACCUUACAGAGGCACAUGUGAUCUAUCUAUGGUCCCAUCCGUGUCUCCGGUCUUUGCCCAUGCACCUGCAGAGAAAGGUUUCACAAGCUUUGCUAUAGACUUUCUCAUGGGUGGUGUUUCUGCUGCUGUUUCUAAAACUGCUGCAGCUCCCAUUGAACGUGUGAAGCUUCUCAUCCAGAAUCAGGAUGAAAUGAUCAAGGCUGGUCGUCUUUCUGAGCCUUACAAGGGAAUCACGGAUUGCUUUGCUCGCACCAUCAAGGAUGAAGGUUUUGCUUCACUGUGGAGGGGGAAUACAGCAAACGUUAUCCGUUACUUCCCAACACAGGCGUUGAACUUUGCAUUCAAAGAUUACUUCAAGAGGCUGUUCAACUUCAAGAAAGACAAGGACGGGUACUGGAAAUGGUUUGCAGGCAACCUGGCAUCCGGUGGUGCGGCCGGUGCUUCUUCAUUGUUAUUUGUUUACUCUCUCGACUAUGCUCGUACCCGUCUGGCCAAUGAUGCAAAAGCGGCAAAGAAGGGUGGGGAAAGGCAAUUCAAUGGCCUUGUUGAUGUCUACCGGAAAACUCUGAAAUCAGAUGGCAUUGCUGGUCUGUACCGUGGCUUCAACAUCUCAUGCGUUGGAAUCAUUGUUUAUCGUGGCCUUUACUUCGGAAUGUAUGAUUCUUUGAAGCCAGUGCUUCUGACCGGAGACCUGCAGGAUAGUUUCUUCGCGAGCUUUGCCCUCGGUUGGCUGAUCACGAACGGAGCAGGACUAGCAUCAUAUCCUAUUGACACGGUCCGCAGAAGAAUGAUGAUGACUUCUGGUGAAGCUGUGAAGUACAAGAGCUCUUUGGACGCGUUCUCUCAAAUCUUAAAGAACGAGGGAGCGAAGUCUUUGUUCAAGGGUGCCGGAGCAAACAUUCUCCGUGCCAUUGCCGGUGCUGGUGUGCUUGCUGGUUAUGACAAACUUCAGCUGAUUGUCUUUGGCAAGAAGUAUGGCUCCGGUGGUGCCUAGGUGCUGUGCAUCUCUUCUUUGACGACGAUGAUGAUGAAAACAAGAUACCGGAAUUUAUAUUUAGGCUGUGCUUUCAAUUCUACAUAAAUACAUCUCAAGUUUGAUCUUUUUGUCCGGAUUUUUGCUCUUCGAACUUAAAUUUAUUUACUUCAGCCUAUUUUCUUAGGACUGUGACUACCAGGAGUUUAAUGUUAUCUGUUUAUCAUAUCUAACUUUGCUAUCAAUAUUUUAGUAGUUAA
Dioscorea cayenensis subsp. rotundata (Guinea yam) is the source of this 1584-nucleotide messenger RNA. RefSeq names its product ADP,ATP carrier protein 1, mitochondrial-like. Gene Ontology annotation, biological process: mitochondrial ATP transmembrane transport; mitochondrial ADP transmembrane transport. The transcript has 4 exons. The coding region runs from base 170 to 1345 and encodes 391 amino acids. NCBI's taxonomy places the organism in Eukaryota, Viridiplantae, Streptophyta, Magnoliopsida, Dioscoreales, Dioscoreaceae. Gene Ontology annotation, molecular function: ATP:ADP antiporter activity. The record is from RefSeq and is a predicted model, not a curated record. Gene Ontology annotation, cellular component: mitochondrial inner membrane.